AUGGGUAUUAAAACCCUCUUCAUUCUUGUUCUCCUCACUGUAGGGGUCUACAGUGACCUCAAUGAAGAUUUCUCACCCGUACAUUAUUGCUUUGUGAACCCACCAGUGAAAACUCGCCUCUCUCCGAAUCUUCUCGAAAACAUCACGUCGUGCACUCACUUGGUAUACGGUAGAAUUCCGAUUGAUCGUGACAAUGGGUACCCUGAAUACAGUGUUUCCGAUGUGGAAUCUGGAUAUGAUAUCGACAACAUUAGGACGUUUCUGCGAAUGAAAUCUCAGCAUCCACACGCCAAAUUUCUGAUGGGAGUUGAGAGAACAACGCCGUUCGAAGACACGUUGCAUGCAGGAAAAGUGGCAAAUGGACUGAAGAAACAUGCAAAGAGCAAGAGAUUCGAUGGUAUCUUCGUGACACUGAAUGGAAUCCAUUUGGAAUACCGGUCAUCUACCACAUUCUUGGAAACUAUUUCCAAAGAGAAAUCUCUGAUUCUUACUUUCGGAAUUACUGGACGUCGUGUAUUCGCUCAUGAGGCUGUCAGAAGACUUCAAGAAAUAAAUUCACUGGUUGAACAUAUUUAUUUGGAUAUGGGAGAACUUCCGUCAAACGAAGAGCCAUCAAAAAUCACUCAAAUCAAUCCACUCUUCUCGAACACAUCGAUUCCAUUUGAGGAGACAAUACAAGGAACUGUUGAAGAACUCUCAAAAGAAGGAAUUCUCCCAUCACGAAUUGUUGUUGGAUUAACUGCUGGUGGAUGGAAAUAUGAGAUCAAAGACUCACAAGAUCCAUUGAGAAUUUCUCAUGGAAUGUUUGCAAAAGAAGCUGGAAAACGUGUCGCUUAUCAAGAUGCUUGUAAAGCCAGAGGAGCAGUGAUCUAUGAUUGGAAGUCAAUGAACGAGAUUACAGUAUACCGUCAAUCAUGGAUGAGUGUCAAUCUCCCGACAAUGUCUGCAAUGGGAGAAAAGAUCAAAUGGAUCCUUGGGCAAAACUUUGCUGGAGUCGGAAUAUCCGAUGCAUUGACAGACGAUCCACGUGGCGAUUGUGGUACCGAUCCGUUUCCAGCUCAUCGUCUUGCAAUGGAUCUGAUUCGUGAUACCAUCCCAGCCAAUCCUGCUAAAUGUACAAGACUUUGUUAUUUGGAUCCAGAGGAAGUUGAUGAAACAUUCCCGAUUGAUAACUUGAAAUCAGAUUACUGCAGUCAUAUUGUGGUCCAUUAUUUCGAUUUGGACUUGAAGAAUACUGUAGUUUUCUCAGAAAAAGCAGUGAAAUUGGUUAAGAAAAUUGAUCAGUGGAAGAAUAAGAUUAUCGAUGUGGCACCUGAUCUCAUCCUUUCCCUCGGUUCGAAGCAAAUAACUGGAGUUUGGCAAUUCAUUCUUGCAAACGAUUUCCGUCGGAAGGAGCUUGCUGAAGAACUUGUCAAAACCUUAAACACUUCAACUGCUGCUGGAUUAGAAAUCUCUUGGACUCUGGAGCCAAUGGCCAAUGAAUUUGAUAAAAAGAAUCUGAAAGCCUUGAUUGAUGAUAUUGUUUUGGCUGAUGUUGAAAAGAAAGUGGAUCUUUUGGUGGCGACAACUCCACUCAGCAGUUAUUCAAACUUUUAUGACUAUCAGCAUUUGAAUGAAACUGCUGAUCUCAUCGUUCUUCACUCUCAUCGUCUUCACUCAGAAUCUCUUCCGAUGACAGGACAUCCAUCUCCACUUCGCGCCACUUCUUCGAUGAGGGAUUCUAAAAUGACAUGGGAAGCACUUCUGAAUCACUGGACAGAUCAGAAGGUCUUGAGAUCGAAGCUCGUUCUCUCACUGACCGCUUCAACUCUGUCAAUGCAAUCGCUUGCUGAUGUGAGAAAUUCGUUGUCAGAUCCUUUCGGGCAGCCAGCAUUUGUAUCAUUGUUGAGAUCGAAGAACUCAGAUAUUCACAGUCAACAGGAAAUCUGUGAGAGUUUGGAGGCAGCAACAGGAAUCACUCAUUGGGUUGAUGUAGCAGAAGUCCCUUACUUAAGACGAUAUGACCAAAUGGUUGCCUAUGAGAACACUCGCAGUGCUCAUAUCAAGGCUGUUUGGGCUUCAAUGGAAGGAGUUGGAGGGUUGGCUCUUCAUAAUAUUCAACAAGAUGAUCCAAAUGCUGUCUGCAACAAUCGAACUUCUUUCCCACUUCUCGACUCACUUUCUCGUGCUCAAGUCUGCCAGAAAUGUCUGAAACAACACGAUUUCAAAAAGUGUGAACAACACGAUUUCAUUGUCAGCUGCAAUUUUGAAUUGAAGAAGAACACUCCUCUUUUCAAAACUGACAUUGUUCCAUACGAGAGAUGCACAGAAGUGGUUGUAGAGCAGGCAAAGCUUGUGUUGGGUGGAAAUAUCACAUUCAAGGACUCUCAGCAGGAGCAGGUGCUCAAGAACUUGACAGCAAUGCGUCCAAAAAUGCUGAAAUGCGGAAUGGUUCUGUCGUUGUCAUGUGGAGAUUCUGAGAAACAUCUUAAUUACAUUCUUGGAGACAACAUGACAGCUGCCAUCGACAAUGUGAUGAAUGUAAUGGACAAGUACAAAUUUUCUGGUGUUCAAUUGGAUUGUGAAAAAGCGAUUCGUAGAGGAAAUCAUAUCUUCUUCAACACAUUCGUUCGAAAGUUGGCAAAGAAAAUUGAAAACGCCAAAGCAUCAAACGGUUGUAACAGAACACUUUCAGCAAGAUUCUCCCAUUUCACUAGAGCUCCAUCCACUUACUACAGUAUCUCUCUUCUGAAUCGUCUCUCUCAUAUUUCAAUUCGAAUGACUGACAAGGAUCAAGUAGAUCUUCCAUUCUUUUUCAAUUCUUCCGAUCCUCUGUUCCCAUCAACUGAAAAAUUCGUGAAUCUUUGGAAAAAUGUUGGAUUGAAAUCGGAGAAAUUGGUCGUGGAAGUGUCUCCAUUCGGUUGGCAAGAUGGACAAAAAGAAGGAGAAAAAAGAAGAAUGAGUCAAUUAGAUAACUGUGAGACGGUUGGAAAUAAAGCAAUCUUCCAACAUGAUUAUGAGACAUUGACUGGAUACACUACCCAUCAGAACACAACUGUCCAUAUGCCAAUGAUUGAGGACUUCCGUUACAAGAUCGGAUACAUUCAACGUGAACAACUCGGUGGAAUCGCAUUGAACUCUGUGAACGGAGAUGACUAUACUGGAAUCUGCGGGCGUGGAUCAUUCCCAAUUCUUAAAUCAAUUUACAGCUCCAAUAACUGUCGUUGA
This is a messenger RNA of Caenorhabditis remanei, 3207 nucleotides long. RefSeq lists its product as uncharacterized. The record is from RefSeq and is a predicted model, not a curated record. Gene Ontology annotation, molecular function: chitin binding; chitinase activity. Gene Ontology annotation, biological process: carbohydrate metabolic process; chitin catabolic process. The transcript has 15 exons. Bases 1 to 3207 code for a protein of 1068 amino acids. Gene Ontology annotation, cellular component: extracellular region. NCBI's taxonomy places the organism in Eukaryota, Metazoa, Nematoda, Chromadorea, Rhabditida, Rhabditidae.